CUCCAGCCAAACCUUUUGUUCUCUUCCAUCUCCCCCCUCCUCACCACCAGCCAUGUCGCUCACGCCAAACGAGACGCCCCGCUCUGGCCAGCGCACCCCCGGCGCCAUCGCCACCGAGCUCUCCAAGCUCGAGUUCCCGCCCCCCACUAAACUCCAUCUCCAGGGAAACGGCGGCGCAGGCGGCCCGACCUCGCCCCGUGACGGAAGCGAGCUCAGCGCACAGCUGUCCAAGAUGACUCUGCCCGAGCCCGAGGCGCUCAGAAAAGCUCAGAGCCACCGCCGCUCCGAGAGCCAGAGCCAGGAUCUCGCCGAGCAGCUCUCGCGCAUGAACCUUCCCCAGCCGGAGCACAUCUAUGGCCCCGACGAUAGCCGGGCGACCGGGCGCAAGCAGGGCGUGUCCGCCGAGGACUGGGCAAAGGUCAAGCUUGACGACGAGGUCCCAGAGGCUGUCAAGAGCCCCACCGAGAUGCACUUCCGCCGCAACAGCCGCGCCGCCAGUAUAUCGGCGCAGCGUCCCCCGGCCGCCGCAGCGCCCAGGGCGCCAGCGCCAGCGCCAGCAAGCCCCCCAAAGGCUGCCGCUGGUGCCGCGAAGGAGCAGAAGGUCACGCCCUUUGACGUGCAGGGUGGUGUCGAUGCCGAAGGCAAGGAGAUUGGAAUCGACUAUGACAAACUCGCAAGCAGGUUCGGCGCGCAGAAGAUCGAGCCCGCACUGCUGGAGCGCUUCGAGAAGCUCACGGGCCACAAGCCGCACCCGCUCCUGCGCCGCGGGACUUUCUACACCCACCGCGACUUCAACAUCAUCCUCGACCUGUACGAGCAGAACAAGCCCUUCUACCUCUACACUGGGCGCGGGCCAUCGUCCGACUCGAUGCACAUGGGCCACCUCAUCCCCUUCCUUUUCACGGCGUGGCUCCAGAAGGUCUUCAACUGCCCAUGCGUGAUCCAGGUCACCGACGAUGAGAAGUACUUGCUGGACCGCGACGCCAAGAAGCAGCAGGCUCUCAUCAAGAAGAACCCCCAGGACAAGCGCUCGCCAUACUACAUUCUCGACAAGUACUACCAGAUGGGACAGGACAACAUUGCCGACAUUAUUGCGUGCGGCUUCAUUCCCGAGAAGACGUUCAUCUUCUCGGACCUCGACUACAUCGGCAAGGCGUUCUACCGCAACGUCGUCCUCAUGGCCAAGACCAUGACUGUCAACCAGAGCAAGGGCGUCUUCGGCUUCACAGACAACGACAACGUCGGCAUGCUUCACUUUGCGGCGGUGCAAUCCACGCCUUCGUUCUGCAACUCGUUCCCCCAGAUCUUCGGCUCGCGCACUGACGUGCCAUGCCUUAUCCCCUGUGCCAUCGACCAGGACCCCUACUUCCUCGUGUGCCGCGACGCCGCCGACCGUCUCAAGUACAAGAAGCCUGCGCUGCUGCACGCAAAGUUCCUCCCCGCCCUCCAGGGCGCUGGCACCAAGAUGUCUGCGUCCAACCCCAACUCCAACAUCACUCUCACCGACCCGCCCAACGUUAUCAAGAACAAGAUUCGCAAGCACGCGUUCUCGGGCGGCGGCGCUACACAGGACCUCCACCGCGAACACGGCGGCAACCCCGACGUGGACAUUGCCUACCUCUACCUGUCGUACUUUGAGGACGACGACGCGAAGAUGGCGGACCUGGCUGAGCGCUACCGCGCCGGCACGCUGUCGACUGUCGAAAUGAAGGACGUGUGUGUAGAGAAGCUGCAGUCGGUCGUUGCCGAGUUCCAGGAGCGCCGCGGCAAGGUCACGCCUGAGACGGUGCAGUACUUCCAGGACCCGACGCGCGCGAUCGACCCCACGCCGAGCCGCUCCGCAUAG
Cutaneotrichosporon oleaginosum is the source of this 1846-nucleotide messenger RNA. RefSeq lists its product as uncharacterized. Gene Ontology annotation, biological process: tryptophanyl-tRNA aminoacylation. Gene Ontology annotation, molecular function: tryptophan-tRNA ligase activity; ATP binding. Gene Ontology annotation, cellular component: cytoplasm. NCBI's taxonomy places the organism in Eukaryota, Fungi, Basidiomycota, Tremellomycetes, Trichosporonales, Trichosporonaceae. The record is from RefSeq and is a predicted model, not a curated record.